AUGACUAUAUAUCACCUACCCGUAGAUUUUGAUGUUGAAGUUACCAAUGGAAAAUAUAGUGCUAAUAAAGAUAAGAUUCUUCAUGAUCAUAAUAAAUUAACGCAAUUCUGUUUAGCUGGAUUCAAGGAACUUGUAAAGAAAUAUUCGAAAGAAAAUUUUUAUAAAAAUUAUAUAGGGUUUGCUGUUAAUAUCGUGGCAAAAAUACACCUGGACGAAGACAUAACUGAAGAAGUGGAAAAGGUCGUUUAUACGUUAUUAGUUUUACAAGAGAACAAACAAACCCAAGAUAUCUCUCCCAAGGAAGUUAAUAAUGUACCUAACCUCUUUGUAGAUCAUCCUAGUAAUGCCAGCCCUUCACCUUGUGAAGAAGAUAGAAAGAUUGAUGAAUUCUUAGACUCAUUUCAAAAACAAGACUUAACUUCAGAUAAUAAAAGAUCUCUACAAAAGAAAAAGCAGAGAGAAAAAUUUAUUCAGAAAGUGUCUUCAAACCUGAUACAGAGUGAUACUGACCUAGCCAAGCAACAACUGGUUACACUAUCUUUAACUUCAAGCCCAUGCAAGCAGGCAGAUUUCUCGAGCUUUGUGUAUUUAUAUGAAAAACUUCACAAUACUAAGGAUUUUGCUGAUCAACUGUCCACCUAUACUCUACUAAAAGAUGGUUUACCAAGUAAUGAAAAAAAUUCUGAAUUGUCACUUCCUGAUCUCAGUUCAGAAAGUGAUAAGAAAAAUUCUGAGUCAGCAUAUAUUAAUAUUUCUAACGCAUUGGAGGAACAAACAUCUUCAAAAUCUGGA
This is a messenger RNA of Dentiscutata heterogama, 792 nucleotides long. Lineage: Eukaryota; Fungi; Glomeromycota; Glomeromycetes; Diversisporales; Gigasporaceae. The record is from the annotation of a GenBank genome assembly.